CGUAAUUCACACCGCGACGAAAGUUCGUGCCGUGCUAGCUCUUUAAACGUCGUUGAUAUAUUCGUAUCAAGGCAUUUCAACAGAGAUGGAAUAAAGUGGCAGCCCCAACAGAUGAUGUAGAAGGGGAAGUGUCCCCCAGUUUGUCCUUCCUAAGGUGGAAGACAACUAUGUGACAUGGAGUCGGGGGAAGCAGACACCUCGGUCACCCUGAUCAUCAAGGCUCCUGACCAGAAGUACGAGGACUGCACUAUCAACUGCUUUCUCAGCUGGACGGUGGAGAAGCUCAAAAGCCAUAUUGCUAAAGUGUACCCCAGCCAGCCUUGCUCCAGAGAUCAACGUCUAGUGUACCUGGGAAAGCUCCUGCAGGACCACCUGCAGCUCCGAGACGUGCUGCGACAGGACUAUCAACAAGAUGAGUACCAUAUGUUGCAUCUGGUUUGCAACUCUCGCCCUCCGUCGAGCUCCCCGUCGCCCCCCAGCAACUCCUCACUUAACAGUCCUGAAAUUUCAAGCUCAGCACUUCUUGAUGGUCCCACUAUCCCUGGAGGCCCAAGUGGGCUCAGGAAUCGGGGUGGCCCCUUCAACGUAAACCUUCAGAGCCCUGUUGGCACCUCUCUACUGCCUCAUGGAGAAGCUCAGUUGCUUUUGCAAGGUGGCCAAAUGACACCCAUGCAGAUGUGGUGGUGGCAGCAGAUGUAUAUGCAGCACUAUUACAUGCAGUAUCAAGCAGCAGUAGCAGCCUCCCAGCUUGGUAGCAGCUUUGACCUGUCCAGCUCGCAGCCCCCGCCCGGUCCCAACGAAGCCGUCCAGCCCCUCCCGGCUGUCGCCCCCCUGCCAGAGAACCUGCCUCCGGCUGACGCCGACAUCCAGAUGAACGCACAGGGCGGCAUGUUGAACGGAGACGAGCUGGACCACGACUGGCUGGAAUGGCUCUACACACUCUUCCGAGUCAGCGUCCUGCUCAGCUUUGUUUUCAUUUAUUCCUCCUUUGGACGCUUCAUGGUGGUGCUGGGGGCCAUGAUGCUGGUGUACAUGUACCAAGUGGGCUGGAUUCCCUUAAGGACGCCGGAAGAACGGCGGCCUAACUUUCCGAAUCCUGAGCAAGCUCAAGCUUGGGAGGAAGCAGAGAUGCAACGGGGCAUACAAGAAUUGGAGCGGGUGAUGGACGACGGCACGGAGGAUGCCGGGCAAGAUCCUCCCGGUUCGCUUACCACCGCUUGGUCCUUCAUUCGUGCUUUCUUUACCUCGCUGGUUCCAGAGGGGGACCCCCAACGGCCGCCCGAAGUUCCGCCAAUACUUCGUCCUCGUUAGUCCUUAACAAGCCUGUAAACUCGUGAACCUGUAUACAUUUCAUUCAGGCUCCUCAGUGAAGUCUGGGAAAGAACUAUUAGGAAAUAAUAUAAUAAUAACCAGAACAUGCUAAUUUUGGAGAGAUUGUGAAUGCUUUCCUGUCGGUCAGUAAACUGGAAGAGCGUAGAUGUGUGGAUUAAUGGUGACUGACUAGUAUUGAAUGAUGUAGAACCAUGUGGAAUGCUGAAUGAUGAGGAAAAUUUGACUGAUGUAAAAUUAUGUUGACUGAAUUGAUAAAUGUUGACUUGUUGAAAUAAUCUUAGGUGAUUUGGAGACACUUCUGGAUCACUUCCUCUUGAUCUUGGGGCACUUGUUGUUGAUUAUAGGCCAACUCUGGGUGACUUUUUUUCGAGUAAGGGUGCUACAUGUCACGUCCUGUUCAUUUUGGGGCAAUUCUUUGAGUUUGGUGUAAUUCCUGUUGGCUUUGGGUCACUUUCUGUUCAUUUUGGGGCAAUGUUUUUGUGGGUCCUAUUUAAAAAAAACAAAAAACAAUGGGAUUGAGUAAUAUGUUUGUGGGUCAGAAGUUAAUGGAAAUAAGGAUUUGUGUGUGUGUUUGAGGUGGGGGAUAUAAAUAGUCAAACUAAAUAUAUACAUAAAUACAGAUCUAAAACUAUAUGAUAUGGUUUGUCAAUUUAAUCUAUUUACACUUGUAUGAUUUGUAAAAUAAAAUCAUGGC
Corythoichthys intestinalis (scribbled pipefish) is the source of this 2026-nucleotide messenger RNA. Its product is annotated as homocysteine-responsive endoplasmic reticulum-resident ubiquitin-like domain member 2 protein. Lineage: Eukaryota; Metazoa; Chordata; Actinopteri; Syngnathiformes; Syngnathidae. The transcript is spliced from 9 exons. Gene Ontology annotation, molecular function: protein binding. The coding region runs from base 175 to 1311 and encodes 378 amino acids. The record is from RefSeq and is a predicted model, not a curated record. Gene Ontology annotation, biological process: endoplasmic reticulum unfolded protein response.